GCGCAGCACAGGAGGAAGCGGGGCACGGAGAGAAGCGGUGCUUAGCUGACAGUGCUGCCCCCAUAGAGAGAAGCGGUGCCUAGCUGACAGUGCUGCCCCCAUAGAGAGAAGCGGUGCCUAGCUGACAGUGCUGCCCCUAUAGAGAGAAGCGGUGCCUAGCUGACAGUGCUGCCCCGUAUAGAGAGAAGCGGUGUCUAGCUGACAAUGCUGCCCCCAUAGAGAGAAGCGGUGCCUAGCUGACAGUGCUGCCCCCAUAGAGAGAAGCGGUGCCUAGCUGACAGUGCUGCCCCCAUAGAGAAGCAGUGCAUAGCUGAAAGGGCUGCCCCCAUAGAGAGAAGCGGUGCCUAGCUGACAGUGCUGCCCCCAUAGAGAGAAGCGGUGCCUAGCUGACAGUGCUGCCCCCAUAGAGAGAAGCGGUGCCUAGCUGAUAGUGUUACCCCCUAUAGAGAGAAGCGGUGCCUAGCUGAUAGUGCUGCCCCCAUAGAGAGAAGCGGUGCCUAGCUGAUAGUGUUACCCCCUAUAGAGAGAAGCGGUGCCUAGCUGACAGUGCUGCCCCGUAUAGAGAGAAGCGGUGCCUAGCUGACAGUGCUGCCCCCAUAGAGAGAAGCGGUGCCUAGCUGACAGUGCUGCCCCCAUAGAGAGAAGCGGUGCCUAGCUGAUAGUGUUACCCCCUAUAGAGAGAAGUGGUGCCUAGCUGAUAGUGUUACCCCCUAUAGAGAGAAGUGGUGCCUAGCUGACAGUGCUGCCCCCAUAGAAAGAAGCGGUGCCUAGCUGAUAGUGUUACCCCCUAUAGAGAGAAGCGGUGCCUAGCUGACAGUGCUGCCCCGUAUAGAGAGAAGCGGUGCCUAGCUGACAGUGCUGCCCCGUAUAGAGAGAAGUGGUGCUCAGCUGUCAGUGCUGCCCCCUAUAGAAAGAAGUGGUGCUCAGCUGAUAGUGCUGCUCCCUAUAGAGAGAAGCGGUGCCUAGCUGACAGUGCUGCCCCGUAUAGAGAGAAGUGGUGCUCAGCUGUCAGUGCUGCCCCCUAUAGAGAGAAGCGGUGCUCAGCUGAUAGUGCUGCUCCCUAUAGAGAGAAGUGGUGCCUAGCUGAUAGUGCUGCUCCCUAUAGAAAGAAGCAGUGCCUACCUUUCAGUGCUGCCCCUAUAGAGAGAAGCGGUGCUCAGCUGUCAGUGCUGCCCCCUGUGGUGAUGUGAGUGAUCAGGAGUCUGCAGAGCAUUGCGCCCUACAUACAGACCGGCAUCAACCCGUCUGCUGACUCACCCAGGCUCCGAACCUUCUCAUCCGCCACCAAGCUUGGAAUGAACAACCCCAUCCCUUCCAACCUGAAGUCCGAAGCCAAAAAAGCCGCAAAAAUCCUACGAGAAUUCACCGAAAUCAGUUCUAGAUCUGGACCAGAUAAGAUCAUUCCAGCUCAUGUUAUUGCCAAAGCACAAGGCCUUGCUGUUUUAUCGGUUAUAAAAGCAGGCUUUUUGGUGACGGCUCGAGGAGGAAGUGGUAUAGUGUUGGCUCGCCUUCCAGAUGGAAGAUGGUCGGCUCCAUCUGCCAUUGGUAUAGCCGGACUCGGUGGUGGAUUUGAAAUCGGAAUUGAAGUGUCUGACUUGGUUAUUAUCAUGAACCACAAAAGGGCGGUGGAAGCUUUUGCCAAAGGUGGGAACCUAACUCUGGGAGGAAACUUUACGGUGGCUAUCGGACCUCUUGGCAGAAAUCUGGAGGGAGAUGUUGCGAUAAGAAGCUCCGCGGCCGUCUACACCUACUGCAAGUCACGGGGAUUGUUUGCUGGAAUAUCAUUAGAAGGGUCCGGCUUGAUAGAGAGGAAAGAAACUAAUCGCAAAUUUUAUUGUCAAGAGGACAUCCGGGCCUAUGAGAUCCUGUUUGGUGAAAUCCCCCGCCCCGCCUUGGCCGAAGAACUUUAUGACAUUCUUGAUUCUUUUACUGAAAAAUAUGAAAUUGAAGAACAGAGUAUUAGUAGGAGAAAGACUGUCAGAGAACAAAGAAAGAAAGAGAUGGUAGUGAAAUCGAAUAGACUGCAGUCUCACCGGACCGGAAAUGGCACAGAAGCUUCAAGACCUACACAAAGAAGUUACCCCGACCUCUCUAGUUUUAAUAUGAAUGAACGGGGAUCGAGGGGAGACUACGUCACUGCCACUGCCAUCUAUCCAUUUGAUGCUUUACAGCCGGGAGACCUGUCAUUCCAAGCUGGCGAUAAGAUCAUGGUCACCACAAAGACUGACUCUCAAUACGAUUGGUGGGAGGGGAAACUAAAAGGGGAACUAGGUAUUUUUCCUGCUAAUUAUGUUAUGAUAUAGCUUAGAAUAAUAAUUUAUCACAAGGUGCCAAAAUGUUACAAAUUAUAAAUGGUUACUAUAAUAAAUAUAUUUAUGUUGCCAACUGUUAUGUAUGGACAUGUAUAUUGGGAGAUUAUCACAAAUAAGUUAUUCUGAAAAAUAAAUAGUUUA
Molecule: messenger RNA, 2453 nt
Organism: Hyla sarda
Lineage: Eukaryota; Metazoa; Chordata; Amphibia; Anura; Hylidae
Gene: SH3YL1
Product: SH3 and SYLF domain containing 1
Exons: 11
Coding region: 1296-2303 (335 amino acids)
Cellular component (GO): ruffle membrane
Molecular function (GO): protein binding; phosphatidylinositol binding
Source: RefSeq, a predicted model, not a curated record